UCAACGUUCACUUACACGUGUAAGUGCAUUCACGUGACCACACGUCGUUCACGUGAGCAGGUGCGAGAUGAGUUCGUUUGCUCCAGCUGCAAAGCGACCCAAGCGAGGUAAAGCGUCUGCAGAUAGCGAGGCGUUUCCAGACAUCAAACGCAUUGAAUACAAACCGGAUGCGAAGCCGGAUGAUCUGCUUUGCUUUAAGCAUUACAAUGCGAAGGAAGAGAUCUACGGCAAAACUAUGGAAGAGUGGCUGCGUUUCUCUGUGUGCUACUGGCACACGUUCAGAGGAACAGGUGCUGAUCCAUUUGGAUAUCCGACUUUGAUUCGACCUUGGGAGGAUGGGGACGACUCGAUGGAGAUUGCGAAGGCAAGAAUAAGAGCUGCAUUCGAAUUCUUCAGCAAGUUGGGCAUCAAAUAUUGGACAUUUCACGAUCGUGACAUUGCACCCGAAGGCGAGACACUGGAGGAAACCAAUCGCAACUUAGAUGAGAUAUCGGAUCUUGCUUUGGAGCUACAGAAGAAGCAUGAUGUGAAGUUGCUGUGGGGAACGGCAAAUCUGUUUGCUAAUCCAAGGUACAUGAAUGGAGCUGGCACAAACCCAGAUCCACACGUUCUAGCAUAUGCAGGAGCUCAGGUCAAAAAGAUGCUGGAAAUCACAAAGAAGCUUGGGGGAGUAAAUUUUGUGUUUUGGGGUGGACGUGAAGGAUACCAGACGAUCCUGAACACUGACGUCAAAAGAGAGUUAGAUCACAUGGCCGCUCUAUUCAAAAUGGCUGUUGAUUACAAGAAGAAGAUUGGAUUUACUGGUCAGCUGUUGAUUGAACCAAAGCCCAAGGAGCCAACCAAACAUCAGUAUGACUAUGAUGCACAGACUGUUAUUGGCUUUCUGAAGACAUACAAUUUGGAUGGUGACUUCAAAUUGAACAUCGAACCGAAUCACACCACACUAGCCGGCCAUGGAUACGAACAUGACGUCAUUGUGGCUUCAAAACUUGGCUUUCUUGGAUCAGUCGAUAGCAACACUGGAUCUCCAGAUCUUGGGUGGGACACAGAUCAGUUUCCAAUGGAUGUGAAAGGUGCCACUCUCGUCAUGAAGGCGAUUCUAGAGCAAGACGGAUUGACUCCAGGUGGACUGAACUUCGACUGUAAAGUUCGUCGUGAAUCUACUGACUUGGAGGACAUGUUUGUGUCUCAUAUUGGAGCGAUGGAUACGUUUGCGAGGGGGUUGAGAAAUGCGGUGAGGAUUUUGACUGAAGGACUAUUGCCAACUGCAGUUAAAGAAAGAUACAGUGGCUUUGACACAGGAAUAGGCAAAAAGGUUGAAGACGGCAAAGCAACACUUGAAGAACUCGAGCAAUAUGUUAUCGAACACGGGGAGCCGGCUGUGCUGUCUGGAAGGCAAGAGAGAUAUGAGACACUUUUGAAUCGCUAUGUUUGAAGACAUUCUCAAAUGAAUUUUGAUUCCAUUGCUUGGUGAUUGCCACUUGAUCGAUGGAUUCUUGCAUGGCCGUUAGUGUGUUUUUAGCUUGUAGCAUGUGUGGUUCGUCUGAAUUGGAUGUUCUGUUUUUGUUUUGA
Messenger RNA from Corticium candelabrum, 1572 nucleotides. RefSeq lists its product as uncharacterized. The record is from RefSeq and is a predicted model, not a curated record. NCBI's taxonomy places the organism in Eukaryota, Metazoa, Porifera, Homoscleromorpha, Homosclerophorida, Plakinidae. Bases 68 to 1435 code for a protein of 455 amino acids. Gene Ontology annotation, molecular function: xylose isomerase activity. Gene Ontology annotation, biological process: carbohydrate metabolic process. The transcript is spliced from 14 exons.